Molecule: messenger RNA, 3060 nt
Organism: Trypanosoma cruzi
Lineage: Eukaryota; Euglenozoa; Kinetoplastea; Trypanosomatida; Trypanosomatidae
Exons: 1
Coding region: 1-3060 (1019 amino acids)
Source: RefSeq, a predicted model, not a curated record
AUGGAUGCCGCGGCAUAUCGUCGACUUCAACACCGCAUGGAGUCCCGUGGCCGAGCGGCUAGCAGCCACUCCACGUGUGAUGUGUGUGGUUACCACUGCAGCUGCCCACCACAUGUGCGGCGCGAAGGCCACGGUGAUGAUGAUCGUCUCCGCGGCGCUAUUGGUGACGGUCGUCGCCCGACUCGUGGCGCUGCCUCCUCAGUGGCUCCCAACGCGCAAGCGUGGCUGCUGCAGCGAGUGCAAGGCGUGGAAGUAGACAUCACCAACGGCGGCAUAGAUCACCGUCGACAUGUAUCGUGUUGCUGCUCCUGCUGUAUUGGGUACCACCACUUGUUUCACGCACGACACGGCUGCAGCGGUAGUGUUUGUGGGAGAGUGGAGGAACGUGAAAAGGGGGAAAGGGGAGACUCGUUGAAGGAGUCGUACGCGAGACGCUCGUGUUCGCCAAAGAGCUCGGCAGGCGUAUCACAUUCACCCAUGGCGGCGGCACACACCCACACGAAGUCUGUGGAGACUGACUUGGGGGAUGCCGCGUUGGCCGGCAACGCGCGGGAUGCCCAGCGGGGCCUGACAUUCAGGCCUUCUAGGUCGUCUCUUACGGUCUCGUCGUUUAUUCGCCUGGCGGAGUCCGUGCCGUCGCAUUUUUCGUCUGUGGGUGAAAAUAAAAGUAAUGAGGGGGGCGGUUGCCAGCCACCCCAAGACAGUACACCGCCGCAUGAAUACGGAGACGUGUCGAAGGGGAGCACGGAGGUGCGUCAGCCACUCCGCAGAGGCACACCCUCCCUUUUGCCUGUUGCUCUGUCAGCAGGACAGACAGCGGCACGGCAGAGUCUGCAGUCAAUUCCGCACCCGGCCUCUGUGGCCUCACCGCAAAAGAUACCGUCUCCAAAACGACAAGGCACGGAAGAUAUUUCAGCCGACACCUCGAAGGUAACUAUUGAUGCAUCUGCCGUUACGCAUCACGCGCACACCACCGGGAUUGCACCGAUCGUUCAUAUGAGCGGCUUCACUCUUGGUAGCCUGCCAAAUGUUAGUGUGUCAUUUUCCAUGCCGCAGCCUAGCAGUUCACAUGUAGUAAACUCCCCACCAUCUGACUGUGUGCCAGUAGUUGCACACCAAGUUUCUUUUUUGGAAUCAUCCGCCUCCCCACAAACUUCGACGCCAGUCCCCGCGGCCACACCCGUUGUGCAGCCAACGCCGAACACCUUGUCGGAAGCCGCAGGAGCUGCAAUGACUUCGGCAGGGACAGCACAAACUUCGACGCCGGUCCCCGCGGCCACACCCGUUGUGCAGCCAACGCCGAACACCUUGUCGGAAGCCGCAGGAGCUGCAAUGACUUCGGCAGGGACAGCACAAACUUCGACGCCGGUCCCCGAGGCCACACCCGUUGUGCAGCCAACGCCAAACACCUUGUCGGAAGCCGCAGGAGCUGCAAUGACUUCGGCAGGGACAGCACAAACUUCGACGCCAGUCCCCGCGGCCACACCCGUUGUGCAGCCGGCUCUAGUGGCGGGAACUCCUGAACCAACGCCUGCGGAUGUUAUGAAUGCGCUGCGAGAGAAGUUGUUGUUGGAAAAGGCCGACGCCUAUGUGCGCAACUUGGAGCAGCAGCGGCUGGAGGAAAAGCUUGCUUACGAACAAGAAGAGCAGCGGGCUUCGAAAACCUAUGGACAAAUAUUGGAGCUGUUGGUCCGUCUUCGUCAGGACGACCAGGAAAUGCUGGAGGCGAUGUAUGAAAACAUAUUAGAGCCUGUGGAAGCCCCUUUUUCCAGCCCGGCAUCUGCCGUACAACGAUUGCCUACUCCUCUCCAAAGAAGGACGGAACACACAAUACUGUCACAGCCCAAUUUGUCACCGUUUCCGGCGGAAGUGAUGACCGCCUACAAGAUGGACGCGGGGAAAAAGGCGCAGUCGGCUCCACAGCCGAAACCGAAAGCGCCAGUCCAGGCGGAAUUACCGCCCCCACUACCACCGCCGCCAUUGGUCUACACCGCGCCACCAUCUCCGCGAGUAUCAACGGCCACGGCGCCAUCGAUACCCGAGUUGAGACACGAGCUGCCAGAAGCACCACCAUUUGCGUCCAAAGGAGUACCAUGGGGAUCGGCAGAAGGGACGAUGAAGGCAUGGGUGGACAAGCACUUUGGAUCUUCUUUGGAUCCACAGCACCGUGCGCUCCUGCAGCAUGUAUUGCUUUCGAGAGAGGCGGAGAUACGGCGGGUGGCAGCUGCCGAAUCCCAAUGUAAAAAACUUGAAGCACAAAUUCUUGGUGCUAAAAACUUCGUUCCACCAUUGGCUGUUGAAGAGACUGCUCGAGCAAACUUGAGUCAGUGGCAGCAGGAACGAGAUAGAGAGUUAAACCAGGCACUCAGUCUAAUUUAUGCAAAAGAAGAAGAGCUCAUGGCAGUUCGAAAGGCGCAGGAAGAGCAGAAGGCAAAGUUAAAUGAACUGACACGGUUAAUGCAAACACAUUCCGUGCAGUCGGAAGUUCUUGGAGCUCAAGAAGAAAAAGAAGAGCUGCGUCGGUGGAAGAUGCGCUGCGACGCUAUCGAGCAACAGCACCGAUUCAGUGUUCAGCGCCUGGAAGAGCUACAGGCGUACAUUGAGCAGUUACGAAAUAGUGCUCAACAGGCAGUUAUGAAUGUCGUCUCUUCGAGCGCGGCUGCUCGGCCCCUGCCGUCAGACAUGAGAGGCGCACAACUGUCUUCUGUGAAUGCCUCGCGGCCAACUUGUUGUUUGGAAACGGCUUCACAGCAUAGUACUGUCCCCCUUGCUAAGCCGUCAUCUGCCCCUCGUUAUUUUUCACCACCACGAAUGACUGACGGUGCAUUUGUGGCGGCGGCGCCACAACGAGAGAGCCCUGCCGCAGACGCAUCGAAUGCACCCCAACCUUGUUUGGACGCCGCUCCUCCUCCUACUGCCGGUUUGGAUCGCGCGGCGGCGUUGAAGCAGCUUCGCGAGGAAAUGGAUUUGGAGUGUGCUCGAUUUGCCAAUGAGACACAACUCUGGCACGAGUAUCUAAAGCAUCAAGAAGAGAGACGGUUACAGCUGCACGGUCGAUGA